AUGCCUCUGAAGCAUGUACUUGAAAUCCAGCAAGCUAGUUCUGGUAGGCAAAUAGUUGCUGGAAUUGAAGGCAAGUUUAUACAACUAAUAUCUAAAUCACUUGAUUUUCAGUAUCGCCUCGUCGUGCCUGAAGACAGAGAAUGGGGCCGUAUGAAAAAUGGUACCUGGACUGGCUUAAUUGGGAUGGUCGUCCGUGGCGAAGUUGACAUGGCUUUGACUUAUCUCUCCAUUACUGAAGAAAGAAUGAAAGCUGUUAAUUUCAGCACACCUUAUGUGUUGGAAGAUUUAACUUUUGCCACGAACUUACCGGGAUUCUUAAACGGAAUGACCUAUUUACGUCCGUUUCAACUCGAUGUCUGGCUGUGCUGCUUGGGACUUCUACUCAUUAUACCAGCAGUGUUCUGCUUCUUAUUGCAGCAGAAGUAUGGAUACUUUCAUUUGUUCAUCAAAUUCUACGGAAGCUGUUUUAAACAACCUUUGCUCAUCAAAGAAACUGCUUUUCACAUUAGGUUAUUAUUUGGUUGCUGGUGCUUCCUGUCAAUGUUUAUUUCACUUAGCUACACCGCACUUUUAGCUUCUUUUGUGACCUUACCCACGAUUGAAGAUCCUUUACGAAACCUCCAAGAACUGGCUGAAGCAGUAGCUAAAGGAAAUUACAAAUGCUUCAUCGCCAAGGGAUCUUCUGACUUAGAAAUGAUUCUGAACAGUGAAAACGAAAGUAUUAGACAGUUAGGUGCAAUAGUAGAAGAUCUCCAGUCAGGUGGUACGAUGCCGGUUUUCCAAAUUAAAUUGAAAAGAGUCAGGAUGGUUUCAAAUUCUAGGGAUAAGGUGGACAAGGAAUUCAAAAUGGAUCUUAUCGCCUCCAGGAGAUUUACCACAUGGAAGAUUUCAUAG
Molecule: messenger RNA, 894 nt
Organism: Uloborus diversus
Lineage: Eukaryota; Metazoa; Arthropoda; Arachnida; Araneae; Uloboridae
Product: glutamate receptor ionotropic, kainate 4-like
Exons: 2
Coding region: 1-894 (297 amino acids)
Cellular component (GO): membrane
Molecular function (GO): glutamate-gated receptor activity
Source: RefSeq, a predicted model, not a curated record